AUGUCCGAAAGGACUCGUGUGAAACGCUUGGUGGUGUGUGUCGAUGCGGAAGAAGUUUCUGCAGAUGGGACAUUAGGGUACGGAAACACCAGUAACAUCUUCAGACUCAAGAGUAUCAUUCCUACUGCCAUCUGUUAUGAUGCACAAGGUCGGGAGGUCGAACAAAUUGUUCGCUACUGCCGAGCGGUUCAGGAUGGGCCAAGUCUGGUUGAGAAGCUGAAAGGCCGGUCCUCAUCACCCUACUAUGAGCAACAGAUCAAAGAUAUAGUGAAAGAGGCAUGUGAGACCCUAGAAGAGCCGACAGAUGAACUGUUCCUCUAUGGCUAUGGCCGCGGAGCAUUUAUCGUGCGUGCCGUCGCCGGAAUCCUUGGGACGAUGCGAUUGCCCAAGAGGACAUCUCUCCGACAUUUCGACACACUCUACAAAAGUACUUUGGACGUAUUCAGGGCGCGACACGAAGACGACAACAGAAAUGGACCCAGAAUUAUCGAGUUCCUCACCUCUCACACCACUCUUCCUCCGCAAAUCCAAUUUGUUGGUGCAUUUGACACCGUGAAGUAUACGGCCGAGGGAAGCAUGCAUGAUUUAUCACUGGUAGGGUCUAUUCGAAACAUGAGGCACGCAUUGGCACUCAAUGAAACACGAGCGCAACUGAAUCCCGAGAUUAUCCAAGUUCCCGCCUCGCAAGAAAUGCAAGGACGAAGUCUUGUCCAAGCGUGGUUCAUGGGGUCUCAUCAAGACAUUGGGGGCGGUGCACGUCACGACGGCUUGUCUUUGUACCCGCUACAGUGGAUGAUCGUGGAAAGUGUGAGAGCUGGACUCAUCAUACAAUCCGGAGGUGAGGAGAAAAAGAAGACGGAGGCGCCCCUCGCUUUAGCUUUCCCUCAGUAUGCGGGUGAUAUCCCUAAACUUGAUGGGGAUGAGAAAAUUGAGUGGCGAAUCCGUUUCACAAACGGGAUUCAGAUCAGUCUUUACGAUCUUCAGAGCCUCCAUGGAGGCUCUUCUGAUGAAGAUCAAACGCACACCGUCCACAUCAACAGCUCCAAUAUGAUAUACAAUAGCCAGCGCAAGGUUUUUGGAGCCAAGGAAUUGAUCGGUUGGUGCGACACGGCGAGCUAUGGUACCAUUAUUCAUCCUUCGGUGUUUUGCUUGCUCGAUAGAUAUCCAAGGUUUUAUGAGCAGUCUCGAUUCAAGUCGAUGAAGAAGAACCUAGCCGAUUACCGCGAUCGUUGUUUGCAAGGCGAGGAAGGGCGCCUGCCUCCUUGGCUGGAAGGCUUGCAAUUGCAAGAAAGUGGCGUGAAAGCAUUCAGAAUCCUUGUCUGCGGCAAGACUGGUGUUGGGAAGUCAACUUUGAUCAACAAGAUUUUCGGUGUGGAGAUGGUAAUAUCUUCCCAAAUGAUGGCCUCCACCAAGAGAUUUGCCGCUGAUGAUGCAGUUCAGACCGAGGAGUCCAACUCCUACAAACAAGGGGAUCACAACAUCAACCAAGCCUUUGAAUCACCCAAUCAUCCCGGUUUAAUGAUUCAUGAUUCUCGAGGUUGGCAGGCCGGAAGCGAUAAAGAACUCGAAUUGAUCGCGAAAUUUCUUCGCCAUCGAGCAUUUCAGCGCGAUCCGGCCGAAGCCCUUCAUGUUAUUUGGUUUUGCGUGGAUUCCGAUGUCAGUCGCAUCGAAGAUGCGGACAAGAGGACAUUUGAAACAAUUGCGCAAUUCUCCCACAACGUUCCGGUUUUCGUCGUUGGUACUAAAAAGGAUAAGCUGAUUGCCUACCGGAAGAUCAAGCUACUGGAGAAGUACAUGGAACAGACCAACAACUAUCAAGAGUCAAGUCGAUUGGCGAACGAGGAGGCAAGCAAACUCGCAGAUGAGCAAUUCAUGGCACUCCGCGAUGAGUUGUCACAAAUCAAGCACUACAAGGCAGACGGAUACUGUUGCCUUUCCAAAGAUGAUGACCAAGGAGUCAGAAAGCUCUUGACCCAAACCUUGGAACUAAUAACCGAUGACCGAGUUCGUCUCUUCUGCGUGGCCGCGCAAGUCGUUGACGUUGAGCAAAAAAUUGACUCGGCAAUUACAGAAUGUAUGCGGCUAGGUAUGCACGCGGUUCGAACUGCAAUGGUCCCUCUUCCACUUUCCAGCGCCGUUGGGACACCCACUGUUGCUAGGAUUCUUUGCGAACAUAUUCUUCAAUGCUUCGGAUUUCCCAAGGCCGUGCCAGAUGCCGUCGAAGACAUCAUGACGAGAAUUGUGCUAGGCCACCUUAAGAGUUUCAUGACGGUGACUAUGGUAGAGUUCGUUGGAGUCGGCGUGGUGACUGCCGGUGUGGUGGUGGGCACGAUGGGCGCUGGGGGUGCUCUCGCUCUCGCCCUGUGUAUCCUCGCCGCCCCUCCCACGGCAAGGAUGUUGUUUAAAUGCGCCUGUGAUAUGAUUCUCAUCCUCGAGCGAGCUUUUCGGUACCAGGGCAAGUUUGUUUCGGUGAAGCAAAUUGAGGACGCCGCACUUUACUAUACCACGGCAAUGACCAAAACCUUUGCGGGAAAGGAAUUGUUACUGCAAAAGCAUGUCCACAAUGAGGUUGAUCGACUUAUUCCUCUGACCAAAUUGUCUGCCGGAGUGAGAUUUAGCAGACUGAGACCUGGGUUGGAAGAAAUCAUUUACAAGAAUCGAUUUGGAAAGGAGGCCCUGGGGAAACAACAAGAACAAGACUCGUCGUCCAUGGUUCCAGAAAUCGGCGGAAAAGAGGUUUUCGAGUUGGACGCCGCCGCCGCAACCGCCGUGGAACUUGAUAGCCAGAAAAGUCAAAUUGCAGAACUGCCAGCCGAGGUGCAUGUACCAGCAGUCGCCGCCAAAGACUCUCCCAAGCUCCGAUCUAACACCAGCAACACGACAACCACCGACGAUCUGUUGAGCUGGGAUGAGAGAACGAGCAUAACGCAGACACUGAGUGAUAUGGAACUGAAAAGCGAGCUUUCGCCUGUGUCGCCUUUGUCGUCACAGGCAAACCAGACCACGGUAGAGAGGGUGAAGAGCGAGAAUCUCUUGGCCCGAGGAACCCGCAUGUUUUCGUCGAAAUUCAGGUUGAAGAAGUCCAAGACACAGGUUUGA
Messenger RNA from Rhinocladiella mackenziei CBS 650.93, 3099 nucleotides. RefSeq lists its product as uncharacterized. The transcript is spliced from 5 exons. The coding region runs from base 1 to 3099 and encodes 1032 amino acids. Gene Ontology annotation, molecular function: GTP binding. The record is from RefSeq and is a predicted model, not a curated record. Lineage: Eukaryota; Fungi; Ascomycota; Eurotiomycetes; Chaetothyriales; Herpotrichiellaceae.